Messenger RNA from Volvox carteri f. nagariensis, 2238 nucleotides. It is a transcript of the gene cct2, whose product is annotated as chaperonin complex component. The transcript has 14 exons. Bases 1 to 1581 code for a protein of 526 amino acids. Gene Ontology annotation, cellular component: cytosol; chaperonin-containing T-complex. Lineage: Eukaryota; Viridiplantae; Chlorophyta; Chlorophyceae; Chlamydomonadales; Volvocaceae. The record is from RefSeq and is a predicted model, not a curated record. Gene Ontology annotation, biological process: protein folding. Gene Ontology annotation, molecular function: ATP hydrolysis activity; ATP binding; ATP-dependent protein folding chaperone.
AUGUCCCAGCAGUCAGGAAUAUUGCAGCAGGGAGCUACCGAGGAACGAGGAGAAAAUGCUCGCAUGGCGUCCUUCGUUGGUGCAGUCGCUGUUGCAGACUUAGUCAAAUCGACGCUGGGGCCGAAAGGCAUGGAUAAAAUUCUUCAGAGCAUGGGUCGGGGACAGGAGGUUACCAUUACUAACGAUGGCGCCACUAUCCUGAAGUCAAUAUACGUGGACAACCCAGCUGCUAAGGUUCUUGUGGACAUUAGCAAGGUGCAGGACGAUGAGGUGGGCGAUGGCACGACGAGCGUGGUCGUCUUCGCGGGCGAGCUCCUGCGGGAGGCUGAGCAGCUUGUAAACCAGAAGGUGCAUCCGAUGACUAUCAUUGCUGGGUAUCGGGAGGCCUGCGAUUGCGCUCGUUCGGUGCUUGAGUCAAUCUCCUUUAACCACCAAGCGGACCCGGUUCUCUUCCGUGCGGACUUGCUCAACAUUGCAAAGACCACACUCAGUUCGAAAAUCCUCACAGUGGAUAAGGAGCACUUCGCGAACUUGGCCGUCGACGCAAUCCUUCGUUUAAAGGGCAGCGGUAACCUCGAGGCUAUCCAUGUCAUUAAGAAAACGGGCGGCACUUUGCAAGAGUCUUUCCUGGACGAGGGCUUCAUCUUGGACAAGAAGAUUGGCGUUGGGCAGCCCAAGCGCAUCGAGGAUGCGCGCAUCCUGGUGGCCAACACGCCAAUGGACACGGACAAGAUUAAAAUCUAUGGCGCUCGGGUGCGCGUAGACAGCAUGGCCAAGGUGGCGGACAUCGAAGCCGCAGAGAAGGAGAAGAUGCGUGCGAAAGUCCGGAAGAUCAUUGAUCACGGCAUCAACUGCUUCAUCAAUCGCCAGCUCAUCUACAACCUUCCCGAGGAGAUGUUCGCUGACGCAGGGGUGAUGGCCAUCGAGCACGCGGAUUUCGACGGCAUUGAGCGGCUGGCGCUGGUGUUGGGCGGGGAGAUUGUGUCCACCUUCGAUGACCCUGAAACUGUAAAGUUGGGCCGCUGCAAGAUGAUCGAGGAGAUAAUGAUCGGCGAGGACCGGCUGAUCCACUUCUCGGGGGUGGCGUUGGGAGAGGCUUGCACGAUUGUCCUCCGCGGCGCUUCCACCCACAUCCUGGAUGAAGCCGAGCGGUCCUUGCAUGAUGCACUCUGCGUCCUCAAGGAGACUGUUGCCGAUGCGCGCGUGGUGUUUGGAGGCGGCUGGCCUGAGAUCCGGAUGGCGAAGGCGGUGGAGGAGCUUGCAAGCCGGACGCCAGGCAAGAAGGCGAUGGCUAUGGAGGCGUUCGCCCGUGCUCUGCGCGCACUACCAACCACAAUUUGCGACAACGCUGGCUUGGACAGUGCGGAAAUUGUGGCAAACCUCAAGGCUGCCCACGGCGCUGACGCAGACAGCCGCAUGGGUGUUGACGUCGUCCGUGGGGAGGCCGGAGACAUGGCGGAAUUGGGCAUCUACGAGUCUUUCCGCGUGCGCCAGCAGGUGCUGCUAUCGGGGACGGAGGCUUCCGAGAUUAUCCUACGCGUGGACGACAUUAUCAAAUGUGCUCCCCGAAGGCGCGGUUAAAGGGAGCCAUAGUUGGUUGCUGCAUUCAUGGUCGCCUGGAGGCCACCAGGAGCAUGCGUGCAUAUGCUGCUUAGGCACCAUGAGCUGACUCUUGGCACCCGAGGUCAAUGAACGUGCGAAGGUAUUAACGAAUGAGGAAGCUGUUGGUAAUCUUGAGCCGCGUGCUCGAUGUCCUUAACGGGCAGGUUCGUGGGCAGCAUACACGCCAAUAAUCUUCGGGGAGGUUCCCCACAAACGUGGGCUCUCCCAACCGCGGUGGGGUUGGCGGAAGAUGCCGCCACAUGCCGAAUUGUUCACAGAGACUCAUUGUUCAAGUGGCAGCCGCAGCGUCGAUCGUCGGGACAGUAAUCGAAGUGAUGUGCCUCGGAGAUGUGGUUCUGUGUGUGUCUGGACGAAGAGCGUGAUGGCCCGGAUGAAAUUUCACAUACACACGUGCGUGGCAGGCAGGGGAUGUGCAAUUGUUUUUAUAACCGCGACAUGUGUUCCUGUGUAGCAAAGAUGACAGCGCGUGCAGUAGUUUUCAUUUUUAGUGCACGUCGCCACGUGCGGCCAAAGUCCGGCUUUCUGCAGGGUGCAUGUUUUGGACAUAAUCGUCUCUUUAGAUAUGCAGCUUCUUGUAAAGUGCACGUGCUUGCUGCUGCAGCACACAAUUGCCAA